Molecule: messenger RNA, 1047 nt
Organism: Anisakis simplex (herring worm)
Lineage: Eukaryota; Metazoa; Nematoda; Chromadorea; Rhabditida; Anisakidae
Source: the annotation of a GenBank genome assembly
AUGUGUUGCCACUUAGCUGUGCGCCACACUGGACUUCAUCAGCAUGCUGUCCGCGAGCGCCAACGGUUUUUGCCUUUGAGUCGACGUCUGAGCCGUCGAAUUUUGUCGGAUUCCAUCAAGACGGAAGCAGUGAUGUUGUUCCGUGGUGGUUCAACGCUUGCAAAAAAAUUCUUCGCUGGUUUUCAUUGUGGCGGUCAUCGUGGCUCACCGAGAGUUGCACCCGAAAAUACGAUCGAAUCUUUUGAGAAGGCAAAGCAGUCAAACGUUGAUUUGAUAGAAUUUGAUCUAUCGCUGACAAAAGAUGCAGUUGCCAUCAUUAUGCAUGACGAUGACCUCGAAAGAACCUGUGCUGAGAAAACACCUGUUUCAGCAUUGUUAGCACAUGAAAUCGUCACAAAAAAUGCAGCAAAGAACUUCAAAUUCGCUGAUGGUAAACAAAAAAUUUGUCCAGUUCCAACGUUAGAAGAGACAGUUAAAUAUGUUCGUGACUCGAAUUUGAAGAUGCUUUUUGACGUUAAAGAUGGAAGUAAAGAGAUGAUCUCACAAAUAGUGAAUGUGAUAUCAAAAAAUAACCUCUACGACCAAGUUAUUGUAUCUUCUUUCUUCGCAUGGGUUCCAUAUGCUGUUAAAAAGGCCGAUCCUAAAAUCCUUACCGGCGUCACAUGGCGUCCGUACUUCUUUUCGUAUAGUGACAUCGAGAACAAGCAUCCUCGAUUCACGGGUUUGAAGCACUACUUGGCUGUUUUGUUGGAUUGGAUCAACGUGAAAAUGAUCCAUUCAUUCUUACCACAAUUUGUUGGUGCUGAAAUGGUACUCACUCAAGAACGUGACAUUAAUGGAUGUUUUGUCGAUGAUAUGCAGAAGAAAAAUAUACAAGUUGUUGCGUGGACAGUUAAUGAUCAGCGUCAAAUGAUGCAUUUUGUUGAUACGUUGAAGGUUGGUGGUGAUUUUUUAUUUCAGUGUUGUCCUCAUCAAGUAAAUUAUGAAGUUAUGAUGAAAGUUUGCAUUAUUUAUGCUCUAUCGGAGUUAGGUUGGAAUAUUCAAUGA